AAGAUACCCUUCACGUGACACAACAAACCCAUGCCAUUGGAUAAGAGCAUCCAGGCCUCGUCACUUUGAAACACCACAAUGCAGAAAGCUGCGUACUAUGACAAUUCUGGACUGUUCGGGGGGUAUUCGUACUCCAAAUCUGACUCGUAUAGUUACAGUUCCACUCAUCAGCCUUACCCGUCAUCUAAUAUUGAGAACGACUUCCAGGGUCCAGUGUGUACCAUUCAAACCCCAACAAUCAGACCCCCCAGUCAUAAACCUAGUGAGAUAAAUGGCAGCUGCAUGCGAACGACUAACAAUCAGAGCAGCAGCCAGCCGACAGCCAUCAAUGAGCAACAGCAAGCACCUCCUUUGCCAGCCUCUUCACCAAACUCCGGCAGCACUUCCUCCCAGAAAAAAAAGACAGCUUCUAAUUCUACCAGUUCUACCACCCCUAUUAUUACAAAGCAAAUAUUCCCAUGGAUGAAGGAAUCGCGACAGAACUCAAAACAGAAAAACAACUGCACAACUCCAGGUGACACGUGUGAUGACAAAAGUCCUCCAGGACCAGCCUCGAAAAGAGUCCGUACUGCUUACACCAGCGCCCAACUUGUAGAACUCGAAAAGGAAUUCCAUUUCAACCGGUAUCUCUGUCGUCCCCGCAGAGUGGAAAUGGCCAAUUUAUUGAAUCUCACGGAGCGCCAAAUAAAGAUCUGGUUUCAAAACAGGAGGAUGAAGUACAAAAAGGAUCAAAAAGCAAAGGGGAUAAUGCACUCUCCAGUUGGACAUUCCCCAGACAGAAGUCCACCAUUAAGUGGCCCGAACCACAUUGGAUAUUCCAGUCAGCUACCUAAUGUGAACAGCCUGAGCUACGAUGCUCCCUCGCCAACAUCAUUUGCUAAGCCGCAGCAAAAUAUGUACGGCUUGGCUGCUUACACAGCACCAUUAGGUGGCUGUAUACCACAGCAGAAAAGGUACCCGGGAUCUGAAUAUGAACACCACAGCAUGCAAGGCAACGGUGGCUUUGCCAAUGCUAAUUUACAAGGCAGCCCCGUGUAUGUUGGAGGGAAUUUUGUUGAUUCCAUGCCAGCCUCGGGUCCCAUGUUCAACCUCGGCCAUCUUCCUCAUCCUUCUUCGGCCAGCGUGGACUACAGCUGCGCGGCUCAGAUUCCGGGCAACCACCACCAUGGACCUUGUGACCCCCAUCCUACAUACACAGAUCUAACAUCUCACCACUCAUCUCAGGGAAGGAUUCAGGAGGCACCUAAACUGACGCAUCUGUAGUGGACUGUCGUUGUGCCGAAGCGAGCUCUUCGCUUUUUUAUUACCUCACUAGUCUGAAGUACUUUAUAUAAUUACGCUCCACGAGAGUUAUCUGUAUUAGCCUGUAUUAUUAUUAUUAUUAUUAUUAUUAUUUUAAAACAGUUGUGUUCCUUUUCCUGGCUGACGGUGAUCAGCCAAAGGAUAUUUUUUGUCAGCUGUUUCACUUUUUGAAGUGCAAUGCGCAACACAGUUAAGGACUGAAAAAAAAAAACGUUUUACUUGAAGGUAAGUCCUGUAGAGAUUUCAGUUUUAGCAAACCACAACAAUAGGGUGGUUUCGUACAAAA
Lepisosteus oculatus (spotted gar) is the source of this 1588-nucleotide messenger RNA. It is a transcript of the gene hoxd3a, whose product is annotated as homeobox D3a. Gene Ontology annotation, cellular component: nucleus. Gene Ontology annotation, molecular function: RNA polymerase II cis-regulatory region sequence-specific DNA binding; DNA-binding transcription factor activity, RNA polymerase II-specific. Gene Ontology annotation, biological process: regulation of transcription by RNA polymerase II; anterior/posterior pattern specification; embryonic skeletal system morphogenesis. NCBI's taxonomy places the organism in Eukaryota, Metazoa, Chordata, Actinopteri, Semionotiformes, Lepisosteidae. The record is from RefSeq and is a predicted model, not a curated record.